AUGUUCGCGGGGCGUGAGUGGGGGCAAAAAGACAUCGCCGCCGCCGGCCCUGCCAUUGCACCACCCCUACGCCACCUACCGCAAUUCCGCCUCAUCGCUGAUCGCCAGUCCGACACCUUCCCCUCUGCCGACCCCCAAAUUCGAAGCAUUGACGAAUCCUACGGCGAGACGAUCACCGGCAUCGCAGUCCUUUCCCUUUGCUGGCGCCUCCUCCUCACACGCGACGCGAACACUGUCUGGCCGACGACGUAA
This is a messenger RNA of Microbotryum saponariae, 252 nucleotides long. The record is from the annotation of a GenBank genome assembly. Lineage: Eukaryota; Fungi; Basidiomycota; Microbotryomycetes; Microbotryales; Microbotryaceae.